CUUGAGGCUGCCAGGGAUCCCCCGCCAUUGCCAAUUCACCUUGCAGCAAGACCGGACGCGCGACCAUUUGGGUCUCCCCCCUGGACUUCGCAAAAGCCGAAUUGAUCCUGUCCUUUUUGCACCAGGCUUUCCAUCACGUCACAGAGCAAUAGCCGAAGCAAGUCUGAAGUUGCGAUCGGCUUACUGUCCUGGCAACGACUCCAGCCUGUGUCAAUCUUGGAAUCCCGCCUUUUCGCCACACCGACUUGCCUGUGCCCGUUUUGCUUUGCCCGCCCACCGCUCGAACGCAUAUCCAAGCAAAACCAAACCUCGACAGAACGGCCGAAUCCCCCUCCGAACUCGAACGACGUCCGCGAGCUGCGCCCCCCGGAGAGUCGGUGACUGGAAACUUCCUUGGAAGCGCAUGGCAUCGCUGUAGCGGCGCCGAGCUGCAGCAAAUCUUGACAUCCCACGGGGAGCUGAACCAUGACCACCGAGAGAAUCAAGGUCCCGCCCAAUGGGCUCGAACUCAAGAGUGUCUUGUCGCCAAUUACCCCGACGAUACCCACCACCCCGUUUGUGUCUGGCUUUACGCCGUUGGUGACGGUUGUUGGUUUCCAUCAUGCGCGGGGUCCAGAGGUCGAGAGCUGGUUUGGAGCCGAGGAGGGCGUUGACCCGGCCGCCAAGUAUGGAUGGACUCUGCUGCCGUUCAUGGCUCUGAGUGACGGAGCGCAUGCGUCGGAGGAGGACUUUUCCUACUUUACCCUGCUGCGGCCCGAGACCGACGACGGACCUGCAACGUCUUUGUUCGGCAUAUCAUGCACUCGCCAGCUCGAUUCCUCGCAGCUCAUCAACCGGCCUGCCGAUGUUACUCGCUCAACCGUGCAGAAAGCGGUUGUCGUCAUCGCAGAUAGCCCCCAGUUCUUUGGCAUGCUGAGGCAGCGUCUCAGCAUAGUCACCCAAGCAUGGUUUGCCCAACGCGAGUUUACAGACGUUGAUAUCCUGCGAGGGUUCCAGGACAGUCUCGCAGAUGAAAAGCGUCGCGGCCUUUUGCAAGAAGAGGCGCAGCGGGACCAGUACUUGGGCAUGAGUCUGCGCGAGCUGAUUCACGAGUUCAAAUGGCAGGCCCUGGUGCUACUCAAAUGCUGUCUUCUUCAGCCCAAGAUGCUCUUCUUCGGCUCGAGAUGCGAUCGGUUAUGCAUGGUCCAAUUUUCUCUCAUUUCACUGAUACCCGGACUCAUUCGUAACCUCCAAGAUUGCGCAGAUCCCGAGCUCAACAGCCACGAAAAGAAACUUGCACAGCCGACGAGUUUGCAGAGUAGUAAUCGCAACUCGCUUCUGACAUACAUGGGCCUCCCACUACAGAUAUUUGGCAAAGGAAGCAUAUUUGGCCCCUAUACUCCGUUACAGCAACUCGACCUGCUGGCCGAUGUCGGCACAAAAUCCUACCUUGUCGGCAGCACCAACUCUCUACUUCUCCAACAAAAGGACCGUUACAGCGACAUCAUUAUAAACCUCGAUGAUAACACCAUCAACAUCACGUCGCCUUCUCUGAGGCAGGCAUUGUCUUUGACUGCGGCGGACAGGAGAUGGAUCGACUUCUUGACCCAGGAGGUCAACGAUACCUGGGACGAGUCUAAUCCUAGCACGCCAAAGACGAUGAAAUACGUGGGAAGCGAAGAGUACAUUAGAGCCCAGUUUGAAGGCUACAUCAUUGGUCUGAUAUCAUCCGUCAAGUUCCACAACUAUCUCAUCAGCAGCUCCAAUGCUGGCCGCAACACAUCGGAGAGCGAUCCCGCCGUCGACUUUGGGCUUGAUUGGGUUGAGGCGUGGGCACGAACUGAAAACUACCGCAUGUGGGACUCACACACCGAUACGAACCUAUUUGCCGUCUCCGAGCCGAGACACCCCAUGGCUGGCGGCCUCUCCAUCGAGGACGUCCAGAGACGUAUAGCAGAGCAGGUAAAGGAGCUUCAUCUCGACGAACGCUUUGCACAGGGCCGUGACAUCCUUGGACGCAACUUUGCCGCUGGGCGGGAGAAGGCGUCGACAAUGCUCAACAGGCUGUACAACGACAUGGAGCAGAUGCGUGAGGCACAGCGCCGUCGUAAUGAAGAAACCGCUAGACUUACCGAAGGCAACGGCAGCAAAAGAAACAGCAUGAACGGUAUCAACGGGGACGCGAACAAACCACAAGAGACAGUAAGCAGCAGAGCCAGCGCCUACAUGGCAAGCUGGGCGUCUUGGGCCGGCGAGAAGCGCAAGAAUGGCGGAUGGGGCGCGGGCUGGGGCAAGAAGAAGGCCGACGAGACGGCGUCGAUGCCGACGAGCCCCAUCGAGAAGGACUACCAGUUCGUCAGCAUGCUGGCCUCGCGCGGCAACUCGACCGAGGCGUACCGGCCCAUGACGCAGGGGAGCUUUAGUGAGAGCAUUCUUUCUGCGGCGGACAGUGAUCGGCCUGGAACGGGGUCUUCGGGCGCUGAUGCCUCGGCUCCGUUGACGCAGUAUCCGAGGGAGUUUGAUGAUGGGUUUCAUGAGGAGACGCUGGUUGGCAAUGGCGGGACCAAAAGAGCUGAUUGAGCGGUAUCUGGGCUUUCACACAUGCAUGACAGUUUAAAGAGGAAUAUGAUUUGGACAAAUAGAGACGAAAGAAAAUAUGAGAUGUACAUGGGAUGGAAAUGAUGAAACACGGGAAACAGGACAUUGGAUGGAAAUUAAGAUGUGGUGCAAAACAGAAAAAUCAAGAAGAGCACACACAUACACACACACAAACAAGUACGAAGCAAUGUCAAAAUCAAGAUUAAAGAAGAACCAUAAGGGAGGCUUAUUUGCUUUGUAGUUUACGAAAGUACGGG
This is a messenger RNA of Trichoderma harzianum CBS 226.95, 2834 nucleotides long. RefSeq lists its product as hypothetical. Gene Ontology annotation, cellular component: cytoplasm. Bases 466 to 2559 code for a protein of 697 amino acids. The transcript is spliced from 4 exons. NCBI's taxonomy places the organism in Eukaryota, Fungi, Ascomycota, Sordariomycetes, Hypocreales, Hypocreaceae. The record is from RefSeq and is a predicted model, not a curated record.